This is a messenger RNA of Cooperia oncophora, 687 nucleotides long. Lineage: Eukaryota; Metazoa; Nematoda; Chromadorea; Rhabditida; Trichostrongylidae. The record is from the annotation of a GenBank genome assembly.
GCAAGACCUCCAGAUGCCCCGGAAUUCACUGGAAAAUUCCAAUCAACCACCAUUUACGAGGGCGAUUCGGUAAAACUAUUCUGCCGAGCAACCGGCGACAAAAUCACGUACAAAUGGUUCAAAGAUAACGAGGAACUCUCGAGUACACCUCCAUACAGGAUCGAGAACAAAGGAAAUGAAACCACACUAUUUAUUGAAAAUGCGACAUUAGCCGAAGGCGGAUGGUAUCGUUGCGAUGCUAUUAACAAACACGGCACCACCCGCUUCACCGUGGUAUGGUUGUUGAAUGGUAAGCCGAUUGUGCUCUCAUCUCGCGUCACGACCAUCAACGAGAAAGGGCUCGCCAUCCUUGAAAUUAACCCCGUUACGGUAUUCGAUCAGGGAGAGUACACAGUGGUUUUGGUCAAUCCAUUGGGAGAAGCUCGCAGCUCAGUGGUUCUGAAUGUGAUGGGUCACACCACAGUGGAUCAACCCACUCUCGGCAACAGUUUCGGCACAGCAUACCAAUCAAGAAGCACUCGCGCACCUCCAGGAAUCCAACUUGAUCUCCCUAACUUCCAUUCUGAUUUGCGAUCUCACGAGCUGUUCGAAGGACAGCCGAUUCACCUCGAGGCCAAGCUCACACCGCUCAAUGAUCCGAAUCUCGUUGUUGUCUGGUACCUGAACGGGCGAGAACUAAUGAAAAGU